This is a messenger RNA of Spinacia oleracea (spinach), 1492 nucleotides long. RefSeq names its product SNAP25 homologous protein SNAP33. Gene Ontology annotation, molecular function: SNAP receptor activity. Bases 316 to 1254 code for a protein of 312 amino acids. The record is from RefSeq and is a predicted model, not a curated record. Gene Ontology annotation, biological process: intracellular protein transport. The transcript has 6 exons. NCBI's taxonomy places the organism in Eukaryota, Viridiplantae, Streptophyta, Magnoliopsida, Caryophyllales, Amaranthaceae. Gene Ontology annotation, cellular component: plasma membrane; SNARE complex.
CAAUUUGACGUCCGCCUAAAAGUAAAGCCCCCAUCUUCAAAUGUUUGAUUUGUUCAACAAAAGCAAAAAUCAAACAACCCCCAAAUCCCAAAUACUACGUUUAAGUUUGGAAGAAAUAAGAUGCCGUGUUCUUCAAUGCGGGCAAUUUCUUCUUAACUUCCUUCAACUUUCCUUAUUACUUAACCCCGAAUCAAUUAUCCUCCUAAUUGCCCAUUUAAUUUCUUUCAAGUUUUCAGAAAUCUUGUACAGUCGUUUUGCCGUGUAAUCAGAUUUUCUUCAUUCGGUAAUUUUUCUAGGCAGCAUACAAUUUCGAAAAUGAUUGGUAUAAAGAACUCACCAUUACAUAGGUUUACUAAGCCUACCUCUGCUGGCCGGAAAGUUCCUAGUGAUGAGAGCUAUAACCCUUUUGAUUCCGAUGAUGAGUCUGAUAAGAAGCCACCUACUCACGGAUCCUCUACAAAACAACCUUCUGGACCUUCGAAGAAUUUACCAAGUUCCUCCAUGAGCAACCCUUUUGAUGAUGACAUUGAUAAUCGAGAGAGAGAAGUGACUCCUUCCACCUCUAAAUACGCUUUCACCUAUGCGCAAAAAAACAAAUACAAGAACGAUUUCUAUGACUCAGGAGGUGUGGACAAUCAAAAUAUGGAGGAACUAGAAAAUUAUUCUGUGUACAAAUCUGAGGAGACAACAAAGGCUGUUGACAACUGUUUGAGGAUUGCUGAGGGCAUAAGAGAAGAUGGUACUAAGACAUUACUCACUCUCCAUCAGCAAGGUGAACAAAUUAGAAGAACCCAUGAUGAGGCUGUACAUAUCGACUAUGAUUUAAGUCGGGGGGAGAAGCUUUUAGGAAGUCUUGGGGGGUUGUUUUCUAGGACAUGGAAGCCAAAGAAGACUACUCCAGUUAAAGGCCCUGUUAUAUUCAGAGAUGAUCCUAUCCGCAGUAAGGGUAACCACUUGGAACAGAGGGAGAGGCUUGGAUUGACAAACUUGCCAAAUGGGCGUUCUAAAUCACGGACUCCACCCCCUGAACCCACUAACGCGUUGCAAAAAGUCGAGGUGGAAAAGGUGAAACAAGAUGACGCCCUGUCAGACUUGAGUGAUAUUUUAGGCGAGCUGAAGGUUAUGGCGCAAGACAUGGGAAAUGAGAUUGAGUGGCAAACCAAAUCACUGAAUGGCCUUGAUGAUGAUGUGGGAACCUUGGCUGGUAGAGUCAAAGAUGCCAACCAACGAGGGCGCCGCUUGCUUGGGAAAUGAUAAUCUCGAAUGGCCAUUUUACUUUGGAUGGCCUUGCUAGAUUUCAUGUUCUAACUACUUUGAUUGUUGGUUGGGUAAUUCUGUUAGCUCAAGAGUUUGGGAAAUAGGGAAGAGAAACAGGAGGAUUUGAACUCCCAUGAAAAUGUCUUGUGUUUGCACUUGAUCUGUAUUUGAUGUUAUAUUAGCAAUACUGAAACCUUUUUAGCAAUUUAUCACAUACUUUAAUUUGAAAAGAGUA